Cynoglossus semilaevis (tongue sole) is the source of this 1363-nucleotide messenger RNA. It is a transcript of the gene jtb, whose product is annotated as jumping translocation breakpoint. Bases 275 to 727 code for a protein of 150 amino acids. Gene Ontology annotation, biological process: mitotic cytokinesis. The transcript has 6 exons. NCBI's taxonomy places the organism in Eukaryota, Metazoa, Chordata, Actinopteri, Pleuronectiformes, Cynoglossidae. Gene Ontology annotation, cellular component: spindle; membrane; cytoplasm. The record is from RefSeq and is a predicted model, not a curated record.
AUGUCAAACGUGUGACGUGUGCUUUUGUUUUGGAAAGCUUACCGGAAGUGUUUAAACGUCACUCCCCGUUUGCCUGUUUUCAGAUCGAGUUCUGUUCCAGAAGCCGCUGUGGGUUUGACUCCUUCUCAGUUUUGCUGGUCCGUUCUGCUCAUCAGUCCGGCUGGUCUCAGACAUGGACAGGGUCUGAGGAGGUUCUAAAGACCUGAUCUAGAACCCCGGCAGUAACGUCAGCGUGGCCGUGGCGGUGGGCGUGUCCUGUUGUAGAAAUAGACCAAUGGAGAGCGACUGUCGGAUCCCUGUGGCCUGUUGUCGUCCUCGAGUCCUGCUGCUCCACGCUCUCUUCUGGGGUCUGGUUUCUCUCAGGGUGUUUGGAGCCGCCCUGUUGAGUGAAGAGAAAACUACAGCAGUGAAGUCGUUGGCUGCCCCCUGCUGGCUGCUGGAGGACUUUGUUAUCACAACUGCAUGUGCACGGUGCAAUGCUUUUCAGACAAAGUCCUGGUUAGCCUGCGUACAAACGGGCUACGUGGAGAGAGUGAACUGCACCAAAUCAAACAGAGACGAGUACAAAAGCUGUCGCUCUGCCCUGAUGGAGGAACAUCUCUUCUGGAAGUUUGAGGCCAGCGUGCUGUCCCUCACCGUCCUCUUUGCCAUCCUGGUGGUCGUCCGUCAGCGGUGGUUGGACCGUCAGGCUUCUGAAAAGGUCCGACGGCAGAUCGAGUCCAUCUGAGAGGACGGAGACUCUGGAACCAGAGCAGGACCAGCUUUGGAGUUUUUAUCCUGCUGUACUUUUUCACCAAGACUGGAUUUAAACCACUAACCCUGGUCCUGGUACUAGUCCUGGUCCUGGUACUAGUCCUGGUCCUGGUACUAGUCCUGGUCACUAGUCCUGGUGUCCUGGUACUAGUCCUGGUCCUGGUACUAGUCCUGGUGUUUUGUUUUUCAAACUGAACUUUUAUUUAACAGGAGAAGAAAAAAACGUGGAACUAAUAGUUUUAAAGGCAGUGUUGGAGAGUCUACGUCCACGUGACGUUGUCGUCCAACAGUCGUCGGUUGUAGUGUCAACAGCGCCACCCCAGACUUCAGCUGGAAACAGCAGGUCAUGUGAUCAUACCUGUUUGGUCUGAAGGACGUGAUGACAGAUGGUUUGUGGGUAAAUGAGUCCCGACUCCACUUUGUUUCUUGUCCAUCACAGUGGGACACAGAUGCUGUCGUCUGAUUGGUCAGUUCACUGCAGCUGCUAAAAAGUAUUCCUUCUUCACGGGAUUAGAUUUUGUGUCAGAACUUUAUAUUUCAUUGAAACAUUUUACUGUAAAAGUUUGUUUUUUUUCUGGGAAAAUAAACGAUGAAGACGAUGAAUUCAAGA